Rhinichthys klamathensis goyatoka is the source of this 2139-nucleotide messenger RNA. RefSeq lists its product as uncharacterized. The transcript has 3 exons. The record is from RefSeq and is a predicted model, not a curated record. The coding region runs from base 560 to 1324 and encodes 254 amino acids. NCBI's taxonomy places the organism in Eukaryota, Metazoa, Chordata, Actinopteri, Cypriniformes, Leuciscidae.
CGGUGUUUCCCAGUUCGCUGCGUUUUCCUGAUCCCUCGUCACAUGGUUUGUCGUUAACGUGCCGAGAACAGGCCCUUCCUUGGACUCAGACUGCCAUCUGAAAUUCAAAUGGACGUGUGCUGGAGGCAAGGCAGAGCGGAGUCACGGGGGACCUUCCUCAACUCGGAGUCGGAAGCAGUAACACAAGGGCAAAAUAAACAUAAGGAAGGAGGAGGAAGCGACUGCGAUGUGUGCGCGACGUCUUCAGGUCAUGGAAGAAGUUUUUUUUUUUUGGGACACUUCGCUUUUUUGAGGUCGCUUCUGGUUUAGUAUAUUACGAAUUGCGAAAAUAAAUGAACGCCGCAGUUAUUCGUAAAAUUGUAGCCCCUCUGGCAAACAACUACCACACCUUUAUCAUCAGUGUAACAGGUAAAGGUUUUCGGUUAAAGCGCUUUAUCAUAUAAGAGCUCAAGUUUUUCCUCUCACCUGUUGCGCGGAUCUCAAUAUAGACGGAUUGAACGUUUGGACAAUAUGAAGACACAUCUUUAAAAGAUAAACAGUUCUCUACACAACUGUCCAGAUGGGUUGCAGUUGCUGUAGGAUGAUAAAAGGUUACAUCUAUGACCCCUCAGUCCCAGUAGAUGUUCCUGGUCGGAAGCGGGACCCCACCGGCAGCUCUCUGUAUCAGUCUCACACAUUCCCCGAGGAGGCGGGCCACAUCCACAAGAAGCAGGGCUUCCACAACCUGGGAUACAGCACCCAGCCCAGCCCAACCAAACUCGACAUAGACAACAACCACAUCAACCGGCUCCAUGCUAAUAUUCCAGGCGAGCAGAUCCGAUCGAGCCCAGCGGAGACUGACCCGAGCCUUUACAUCCUCCAGCCCGAGGGUGAGGGGACGCCCAUAAAAGCUGCUCCAAACUUACACGCCAACCAACCCUUACAGAACGAGCUGAUGUUGGGAACGGAGCCUGGUAAGAGGGAGGAGAGAUUCCGAGACUCUGGCCUGGGCAGCGGGGGGAUAACAGACGGGACAGAGGGAUCGGAUGGUUAUCCCUAUGGACAAGAGGAAGAAGACGAGGACAGGAAGAGCAGGCUGGCCGGUACUCCGGACACAGCCGAUGAGGAAAGCGUGCUGUCUGUGGACAUGCACACCAGCAGUACAAGCCUUUCCUCAGCAGACACAAAGCUCAUGGUAGAGGACAGAGAAGAGAAAGAGCCCUCGAUUGUGAUAGGAGAGCAAGAGAGAGAGAAAGAGAUGGAUUGUGUGAGCGUCACCGAAUCAAUGGUGGCUGAGGCUUUGGCCGCCCUGGACGCAGCGACUGCGGGAGAAGAUUCUGAGUGACGGUCAGGUGAUGCAAUACUUGAUGGGAGAUUUCCAUACUCGCUCUCUCUCUCCACAUUUGAAUACAGCCAAAUUAUAGCGCUCAUAAAAUGGAGCUUUCCCUACAGUCUGUUUGUAGGUACUUUCAUUUUGAAUGGAAAAAAAUCAAAUGAAGACUUGAUAACAGGAACUGCUGCUUGUUUACACAACACAAAUUGACUAUUUAUGAGAUGUACUUGAGCAAAUGACUCAUCUGUGCGAUUCGGAGACAUGGACAAACUCCAUUCUCAGACCAAACAGAACAGAUUGUUGGGUGAUAUUAUUAUUUUUUUGUCUUUCUCUGUGCUGUUUGCGUAUACACUACAGCAUAAUAAUAAUCAAAUAAGCUGUUUCUUAUCGUCAAAUAUUAUUUCAACGUGAUGAAAGCCCUCUCCUUCUGUAGCUUCUGUGUGGAGGUCGGGCUAAAUCAAAGCACUACAUCAUUAUUUUCAUACAUUUUCUAUACAAAGAAGUGGUGAAAAGCAAAUAAGCCAGUGUCCUGGGGUGGGGUUACUUCUGUGCUUAUUGCACUUUUAGAGAUGUUAUAUAAUUAUCAAACUGCUUAAUACAGUGAAAUCAAGCUCAGUCAACUUAGUUUCAACAGAUCAAUAUGCUAUUUCUUGCUUGUUACACUGUGAAUAUAUCAUAUACCCUCAUAGAGCUGUAGGGCGACAUGUGCUUUAUUUGUACACAUAAAUGUACAGCAAGAAAUGGAAGGAGAUUGUGGGUGAAUCUCAUGAAAACAGAUUUCAACCUGAAACAACAAAAAGGGAAAUUUUAUUUUGCAUAAAAAUGCA